AUGUAUUGCUUGAUUACAUUGCUGUUCAUUCUUUCUGUGUGUCCAGCUGCCACCUCAUUGAAUUGUCAUCAACCAAGAGAUCAAGGAUACGAGUGCGCAGAGAAUGCUAAAAGCAUACGCUUCUAUUAUGAUACUAGAAGAGGUGUUUGUCAACCAAUGGCAUACAAAGGCUGUGGAGGUAAUGAGAACAAAUUUGAAUCAGCUGUUCAAUGUCGAGAUGACUGUCAGAUGAAACCCAGAGAAAGAGCCAAUAGCUCCCAGAUUCGAGAUGACACUCUAAUCGUGAAUGCUUGUGAGCUCGACACCGAUGCCAAAAUCUCAGAGAAAGUUAAAAGCUGUGGCAGCGGUUGCCCAGACGGGUACGAAUGUAACGAAAACAAACAUUGCUGUCCCACAAGAUCUUUCAUUUGUCGUUUACCAGUAACUUCUGGACAUGAAGCUGUAAGCUUGAAACAUUAUGGACGUUUUGCUUACAUGCCAGGGUUGGAGAACUGUUUGCGGUUCAGCUACUUUGGCGCUGAGGGUAAUUACAAUAACUUCAAAACAUAUAACGACUGCAAGAAAUUCUGCAUGGAUGGCAUGUAA
This is a messenger RNA of Auanema sp. JU1783, 585 nucleotides long. NCBI's taxonomy places the organism in Eukaryota, Metazoa, Nematoda, Chromadorea, Rhabditida, Rhabditidae. The record is from the annotation of a GenBank genome assembly.